UUUAGGAGAUUCUUUUGUGGGCGUUUGUUGUUUUAGUAACAGAGGAAUGAAUAUGAGCUAUCUCAUGGGGGAUAAAGAAAAAAAGAAAUGCCAAAUUACCAAUAAAUUCCCUGUAAAACAUAUCUCCUAAUCCUGAAUAAAUUGAGUAAAUUAAAUCCAAAUUUUUGAUAAAGCCAGAAGUGUAGCCGAUCGAGAAGCAAAUCAAAUGGGGAACGCUCAAUCACCUCCUGCAGAUCCUCGCUUCGUUUCUGCUUCCAGAGCAUUCACUCAAAAUGAACUUGAAGAACUCAAAUCAUUGUUCAUGUCGCUGGCUGCCCAGUCACAAAACAACGCCAAGCACAUAUCUUCCUCUGUUUUUCAGGUAUAUUUUGGAUUGAAUGGUCCUCUUGGAGAAAGAAUGUUCGAUUUAGCUACCCAGAAUCGCAAGGAUCAGAAACUUUCUUUCGAAGACCUUGUAGUCGCUAAAGCUACUUAUGAGAAAGGAACAAAAGAUGAAAUUGAAGAGUUUCUUUAUCAAUUAGUGGACAUCAAUGAUGACGGUAUUUUGGGGAGGUCAGAUCUAGAAUCUGUUCUAAUUGCAAUGCUGGACAGUAUAUUUUCCACGAAGAUUUCUGGAACUGGUUCGAGUUCUCAUCAGGACAGUGUGAAUGUAUUUCUUAAUGCUGGAAUGUAUUCAAAAAAUGAAGGAUGUAACGAGGAAAGUAUGUCUUUUGAAGAUUUCAAAGCUUGGUGCACACUUAUUCCAUCUGCCAGGAAGUUUCUUGGAAGCUUAUUGAUGCACCCAGAUCCAGGAAGACCAGGAUGUCAAGUUCCUCGAUUGCUGCAUUUAGAGAAUAUUGAUUCUAGUAUUUUAUUGUUGAGGAAGGAAUAUGCAUGGCACAUUGGAGGAGCUCUUUCCCAGCAAGAACUGGAGGAAUGGAAACUCUUGUAUCAUAGUGCUCUGAAUGGCUUAAGUUUCAACACAUUCUUAGGCAGCAUAUCAAAUGAUGAAGGACCUACUUUGUUGAUUAUUAAGGACAAAGAAGGAUACAUAUAUGGAGGUUAUGCUUCUCAGCCUUGGGAGAAGCAUGGUGAUUUCUAUGGAGAUAUGAAAUCUUUUCUUUUUCAGCUCUACCCAAAGGCAGCUAUAUUCAGGCCUACUGGAGCAAACAAUAAUCUACAAUGGUGUGCAGUGAAUUUCAGUUCAGAGAGCAUCCCUAAUGGAAUUGGUUUUGGAGGACGUGUUAAUCACUUUGGUCUUUUCCUCUCGGCGGGCUUUGACCAAGGGCAUACCUUCACUUGCACCACAUUUGGCAGCCCUUCUCUUUCCAAAACUGGUCGAAUAUAUCCAGAAGUGAUAGAAUGCUGGGGAGUUAUUAAAGGAUCACAGAAAGAGAAUCAGGAUGCUGUCAAAGGUACCGUAUUAGAUAGAUUUAAGGAGGACCGCCAUAUGCUUAACAUGGUUGGGCUUGCAAAUUCGAGUGAGUAAUGUAUGAAAUUUCCGGCACUGUAUCAUUAUAGUUUGUAACUUUUAACGGUCUGUCAACAGUCCGAACAAUCAUCUUGUAUAUAGACGCCAUCAGGCUGUGUGUCAAAUAUCUGAACAUCAUUGUUACUUAGAUAUGUUUGUAUAUGGUGCUCUAUAUACAGUGGAUUUUUGGUGUCAAAGUUUUUCCUUGAUACACAAACUUGUAUUAAUGCUUUAUUUGUGGAUUCUCGCUAUGAACUAUUGCUAGUUUCUGUUUUCUU
Pistacia vera is the source of this 1728-nucleotide messenger RNA. RefSeq names its product MTOR-associated protein MEAK7-like. NCBI's taxonomy places the organism in Eukaryota, Viridiplantae, Streptophyta, Magnoliopsida, Sapindales, Anacardiaceae. The record is from RefSeq and is a predicted model, not a curated record. The transcript is spliced from 8 exons. Bases 206 to 1468 code for a protein of 420 amino acids.